GGUCGAGGGGCGGAGUCUAGCGGUGGAGGGCGGAAGCUAGGCGGAGUUGUGCGCAGCCUUGAGACAGAGAGUGGGAUCUCUGCAGCCCUUGGGCGGGACUGGGGCGGGGUCUGGGCGGGCAUGAAAGAGGUCUCCAGGCAAAGAGGCGGGUCUCGGGGGAGCUGGGCGGAGUCCACUGGCUAAGGGCGGAGCUUCCGGCCGGAGCUAAGGGAGCGCGCCAGCCUUAAAGCUCUUAUUAGGGGCGGUACCUGCUUCCAGAAGUUUAAUGCUCCUAAGCAAUGUUCUAAGCAAGCAGUUUUUCAGAAACGGUUGAGAACUUAAGUUAUUUUUAUUUUACUCGGCCUGAUGCUAAAGUGUUGACGUUUUGUGCUUUACCCAGAUUUCCAAGCUACGAUGUUCUGAUGUUUGUGCCAGAAGUUCAACUUGGCCUUCAACUCCUAUUUUUAAGUUGUCAUUAAGGGAGAUGUGCUAAGAAGACUAAUAACUGUAACAUUUGCAAUCACAUGCCUGUGUAGGUGGAGGAGGGCUCGAUUCUUACUACUGAAGAGAAAUGAACAGAUGAGACAGAAAUGGUGGCUUAUGAGAAGUGACGAAAGAGAACAGGCCACAUUUACUUCCGCACAGGAUGACUCAAAAGCCCGUGGCGCACAGGAUGACUUAAAAGCCCGUGGUCAUCGACCCGUUGACAGGAGAAAGGAAGAGCCUCCUAGCCUAAGACCUGCCCCUCCUCCUAUCAGUGGAGGGGGCUAUCGAGCCCGACCAGCCAAGGUUGCUGCCAGCCAGAAGAAAGUGGAACGAAGACCCCCUGAUGCAGGAGGCUGCCUUCAUGCUGACUCAGACAUGGGAGUGUUGUGUCCUACAGGAUGUACAUUGCAACAAACUUUGAUAAACCAGGAAAGGCCAAUCAAGAACAAUAUUGCCGAGUUAAAUAAGAACAUACAGUCUGUUUCUGACACCUCCUCCGUCACCUUUCAAUACCUGACUCUGCUAAAAGACAUGUGGAAAAAGAAGCAAGCACAAGUUAAAGAUAAUGAAAAUGUCAUAAAUGAGUAUUCCUCCAUUCUGGAAGACCAGAGAUUAUAUAUUGACGAGACUGUAAAUGAUAAUAUCCCCCUUAAUCUCCGUGUGCUCCGCUCAAUCCUGGAGGACCUGAGAAGCAAAAUACAAAAAUUGGAAUCUGACAUCUCAGCACAAAUGGAAUACUGCCGCACUCCAUGCACCGUCAGCUGCAACAUCCCAGUGGUGUCUGGGAAAGAGUGUGAGGAGAUCAUUAGGAAGGGAGGUGAGACAUCCGAAAUGUAUCUCAUCCAGCCUGACACCUCCAUCAAGCCGUACAGAGUAUACUGCGACAUGAAAACAGAAAACGGAGGAUGGACAGUCAUACAGAACCGUCAGGAUGGCAGUGUAGACUUUGGAAGGAAAUGGGAUCCAUACAAAAAAGGAUUUGGAAAUAUUGCAACCAAUGAAGACGCGAAGAAGUACUGUGGCUUGCCAGGUGAAUAUUGGCUUGGGAAUGAUAAGAUUAGCCAGCUCACCAGGAUGGGACCCACAGAACUUCUCAUCGAGAUGGAGGACUGGAAAGGAGACAAGGUGAAGGCGCAUUAUGGAGGCUUCACGGUGCAGAACGAGGCCAGCAAGUACCAAAUCUCAGUGAACAAGUACAAAGGGACUGCUGGAAAUGCCCUCAUGGAUGGGGCCUCUCAGCUGGUGGGGGAGAACAGAACCAUGACCAUCCACAAUGGCAUGUUCUUCAGCACGUACGACAGGGACAACGACGGCUGGGUAACUGCGGAUCCAAGAAAGCAGUGCUCCAAAGAAGAUGGUGGAGGAUGGUGGUACAACAGAUGCCACGCGGCCAAUCCGAAUGGCAGAUACUACUGGGGUGGCCUUUACAGCUGGGACAUGUCCAAGCAUGGCACAGAUGAUGGCAUGGUGUGGAUGAACUGGAAGGGAUCGUGGUACUCAAUGAGGAGGAUAUCUAUGAAGAUCAGGCCCUUCUUCCCACAGCAAUAGUCCCCCAAGCAUAGACUUUCGUUCUUCCGCGUCUGACAUUUUUUACAUUAUGUUAUUGGAAUUUUCUUUGAUACAUUAUAUCCACUAAAGCUCAAAACGAUGGUUGAGUGUGUGUCUUUUGGAACCAUAUAAGAUAAAGACAUUAACAACAG
Molecule: messenger RNA, 2165 nt
Organism: Mastomys coucha (southern multimammate mouse)
Lineage: Eukaryota; Metazoa; Chordata; Mammalia; Rodentia; Muridae
Gene: Fgb
Product: fibrinogen beta chain
Exons: 10
Coding region: 559-2013 (484 amino acids)
Biological process (GO): blood coagulation; protein polymerization; platelet activation
Cellular component (GO): fibrinogen complex
Molecular function (GO): signaling receptor binding
Source: RefSeq, a predicted model, not a curated record